AUGGACGAUUUAUUGCCCCAAACAGGUAUUUACACUGCUCAAGGAAACUUAUUCUACCACGAAAAGCCUCUAAAGUAUACAAAGGAAGCUAAAAAACGUUUGGCUGAGUUUGGUAUCGAAACAAAUGUUCGCAGUCAAUUUACUUUAGAAGAACACUGUUUAGUACUGAAGAAUUGGAAAAGAUAUGCUGAAAGCAUUGGAUAUCCUGUGGAAAAUGCUCCGAUUUAUCUAAAUGCCGGUCAUCGUCAUGGAGCAUUGAAAAAGGAUAUGGAAGAGAGAUAUGCUAAUAAUUUCUAUGUUGAAUUAUGUAGGUUUUCAGUGGAUACUCUUUCAUAUUUAAAUUUUUCUAAUUUCAGGUCGAGGUCUUCCUCAUCGAAGUGCUUUUCAGGUUUAUAAGAAAGCUUUAGAAAUACUGGAUCCAAAUAUUUUGGAAGAUCACAAAAAAUGGGAUGAUGAUGAAAUGUUAUUCAAACUUCUUGUCAAUGAAUUCUUUUUCAGGUAAAAUUAUAUAAUUUCAAAAAAUAGUUUUAUCUUUUCAAUUUUCAGUAAAGUACAAUUGGAACAGGAUAUCAAAUUCGAAAUUAUAAAACUUCAUGAAAAGAAACGAACUGCGAGACACAUUGCACAGGAAUUGGAACUGAAAAUUCGAGCAGUCAGAUCUUUUCUGGUAAAAUACAACAAGAUUAACAAUUCGAACAAAUCAGUCGUUCAAUCUUUAAUUUGGAGUAAGUUUUAUGAAGUGUUUUUUUCAAAUAUUCUCAUUUUUAAGAAACUGUGAUUCCAAAAAUUAUUUCCACUGAAGAAUUCGCCGAAGCUUUGAAAUCGAAAAAGUUGGACCAGUUUGCGAGGGAUUUGGAUUUCAAACAUAUCGCUGCCAAACUUUUCAUUUUACCGAAAAUUGCAUUGCGAGCGUGGAAUGAAUACAUUUCUGAUAUCAAACAAUCAUUUGUGGAAUUAAAGAAAACCAACAACGAAAAAUAUGCUGUUAAAGUAGUUAUGCGUGGUGUAAGUCAUAGAGAGACAAAAAUGUGAAUCUGAAUAAAUUUCAGGUAGUAGUCGAUAAGUUAUCUCGUGCAAAACAACGCGUAAUUAUGGCAUGUGUUUGUAAACUGAUCAAUAGACACACACAGAUUUUUGAUAAAAAUGAAUUUAAAAAAAGUGAAUUCAAAAAAAUGAUGAAAGAGAAAGGUAUUUGGGGAUAUCGUAAACCCGGACAAACAUUGAUGUGGUCACUUCUUCACAAUACUCGACAGCGUUUGUCUACAUUCAACAGAUUUGUUUUUGACAAAUUGGCGAAAGGAUUUCCUGUGAGAUGUUAGUUAAAAGAUAUUUGGAUUUCUUAUUUGAAAAUAUUAUUUUUUUCCAGUGAAAAUUCAUUGUUUAUAUUGGGCAAUGUGUCGAAAAACUGACUGGAAAGAUGGACGAAUUUAUGAAUUAUUAGAGGAUAAAGAACAAAUUGAAGUUAUUCAAAUGAAUUUGACUAAUACAACAAUGCGAUUUCUUCAAAAUGAUUUUACAAAAAAAUGGUUGGAGGUAUUUAAACAAUUAUUUCAUUGCUUUUUUUCGAGAAAUAAUAUCAUUUUUCAGGAAGAAUUGAAGUUAACGGACCUAGAUGUAUUUGAACUUGCAACAGAAGCAUUUGUUAUUUAUUCUCAUUAUACAUACGGCGACAACUUCAUUUUUCCAUCAAAAUUACACGGAUUUGUUAAAUCAGAAGUAGUUAAACCUCUGUUAUGUAAAGAAAACAAUAAUUCGGAAUAUUUGAAUCCAGAUGAUAUUGAGAUUGAAGGAUUUGAUGGUGCCUUGGAAAAGAAACUCAAGCAAAAAUUGACUUAUCGAGAAUAUAUGGAAGAUGGCGAACCUUGUGAAAUUGUGGUGAAACAAGAAAUUGAUGACGAGGUUAGUUUUUGAAUAAAAUUGGUAAAAAUAUUCAAUAUGUUUCAGUUCGAAGUUGUUGAAACAAUUAGAAAGCGAGAAGUGAAUAGUGAUGAAAUUGUUUUGGAUGAGGUAAGAAUAUUAUCAUACUUUUAAUUAUUUCAAAAAGUUUUUUUUAGAUAGAAGAAGCGAGUACAUCUUCAAGAAAACGAAAAAGAACAAAAAGAUCGGAUUCGGAAGAUGAUAAUGAAACAUUGAGUUCAAACGAAGAUUCUAAGCCUGGUGCUUCUUCAAUUUCUGAUAGAAUUCAGGAUAAUGAAAAUUUGGUAAGUGUUUCUCGUUGUGCUCAUAAUCAAAAAAUAAAACUUCAAAUAUACAGCCGAAAGAAGAUGUCAAAAAGAAGAAAAGGAAGAAAUCGAAAAAAUCAAAUCUGGACGAAAUUUCUAAUAAUAAUAAAGACGAGGUUUGAAAUGUUGAGUUUUAUUGUUGAUUUUUUCUCGAAUCUGUUAAUUAAUCUGUUAAUGAAUUUGUUUUCGAAUUAUUUUCAUUUUCACUCCAAAAAGUCGAUGAACUUUUAAAAUAUCUUCAUUUAAUUGUUCUAACUCAAAAUUCUUGUUAUAAUCAGUUUUCUUUGAGAUGUUCACUAGACGUUAUUAUUAUCCACCAGUGCAUUUAAAAGAAUUGCCUGAACCAAAAAACGAUCUGAAAAAUGAAUAUGGAGAAAUAUUCUAUCAAUAUGCACCGUUUGAAUUGAAUGAAAAUCAUAUGAAACUAUUAAAUGAAUUCGGUUAGUUUUUUUCUUCAAAAAUCUAAUUGAAGAAAUAUUGAUUUUUUUUCAUAGGUAUCAAAAUUAAUAAUUCACCAAAAUUUACUUCAAAUGAAGAUGAAAUAUUACUUGAGAAUUGGACAAAAAUUCGAAAAGAAAAUGCAUUGAAAGAUGAACAUUCACUCUGUUUUAUCGGAUUUCGGAGACCAUGGAUUUGUGUCGUAAGUUAAAUCUUAUUUUUUUUGUUUGAAAAAAUUUGAAUGGUACCGAAAUAUAUGGGAUUUAUCCAAUGUAGACAGCAUUUCGCCACAUUUUGUUUUUUUUUUCAGCAAUCAUUCCAAUAUCGAUUGGAAAAGAUUUCACAACUCGAAAUCUGGCCGAAACUGUGUGAAAAUCUUGAAAAUCGAACAGCAUGGAUUAUACAAAGAAGAUUAUCUCUUUUAUUGGAUGAAAAUUAUGUGAUAGGAAAUGAUGAAGCAACAGAAGAACAAAUCGAAUUAAUUAGGAAAAUAGAUGUAAAUGUAUCAAGGACUGAUUUGGAAAAGUUUUAUUAUCAAUCUAAAAUUCCACUAUAUUUUAUAGCGAAUAUUGAAAAAUGGGAAAAUCCUGGAAACCUAUUCAAUUAUAAUAAUAAUAUAAAAUCGAGAAAUUUUGAAUUAUUUAAAAUUGUAUUGAAAGCUGCAAAAAUAUCCGAAAUCGAAUUUGCCACAAUUUUAUCAAAACGAAGUUCUCGAAAAAUUCAUAAGAAAGUUAAAAUAAAUUGGGAAGAAGUUGUGAGACAAACAAAAACGAAAAGAUCUGAAGAAAAUAUGGAAAAUGAUUGGAAUUUAUUAGUGGAAAAAUUGAUAGAAGUUUAUGAGGAAAAUUUGAUGGAAAAUGAGAAAAAAGGAGAAUAUUCGGAAUUGACAUGGUUUAUGUGUAAGAAAAUUGUAAGUUUUCUUAAUUUUUUGUAAUUAAAAAUUAUGAGUAUUGUUUUCAGGUUUUUGCUUCUCGUUCUUCUCUAAACAAUCGUCUUAUUUUCAUCCGUUGUCUUUAUAAAUGUGUUGAUAUUCAAGCAACAUCUUUAUCCGAAUAUAAAUUUGUGCACACAAAAAAAUUGCGAGAAAAACUGAAAAGUUUUGGAUUUUCGAAUCUUUGUCAAUCAAAAAAUAUUUCCACGUGGAAAAUCUAUCAACAACUUGCGAUUCGUUUAAAAGCACUCGAUGAAGAGAUUUUCGAAUUAUUGGACCCAAAACCAUGUCUCAAAGAGAAAAUUAUGAUUUUUUUCGAAUCAAUUAUUCGCCAAAAAUCAAUUCGAGGAAUCACUUCCGAUAUUUACAACUCAACUUAUAUUACAAAUAAUGUCAUUUUCAAAGUUGUUGAAGAAUAUUAUAAAAUGCGAUAUAGUUCCACGUGGAAUUCUGAAGUUUUUGGUCGAAAUUUGGAUAUAUCAGUAAAAGAGAAUCGAGAAGAGGAACAAAAUAUUAGAAAACGACGAAAAAUUGAAGAAAGUCCUAUUAUGCAACGACUAAAAAUUAGAAUUCUUAGCGAAGAAGAAAAGAGAAAUGUUCAAAUUUCACCGAUUUUCUCAAAUUCACAAAUUGACGAGGUUUGUUUCAUUUUUCUCAUUUUUGUAGAGAAAAUCCGUUUUUUCUACCUGCUUAAGAAAUAUUGAUUUUUUCCAGAAUCAACAAAAUUCGACAUAUGAUUCAGCUGAAGAAACAACAUUCUUAGAUUUAUCUGAAAUCGAUACAACAGUUAAUACAACUACAUCCUUACGCCCAGAUGAAACUGUUAUUGCAAGAGGUGGAAAUGGUGUUGAAAAUUUUGCUGAUUCAUUUUUCGAAACUUCUACGCAAGAUGAAUUUAGCUCACGAAUUAUUGAAAUUCCCAAAAUUGUUGAAGUUCAACCAGUCAAAUCUCCCGUUAUUAUUCCAAAAAAUGCGGCAAAUAAUUGGCUGGAUUUAUUAGGUUGA
Caenorhabditis angaria is the source of this 4596-nucleotide messenger RNA. The record is from the annotation of a GenBank genome assembly. NCBI's taxonomy places the organism in Eukaryota, Metazoa, Nematoda, Chromadorea, Rhabditida, Rhabditidae.